Poeciliopsis prolifica (blackstripe livebearer) is the source of this 11564-nucleotide messenger RNA. RefSeq names its product growth factor receptor-bound protein 10-like. Bases 3190 to 5001 code for a protein of 603 amino acids. The record is from RefSeq and is a predicted model, not a curated record. Lineage: Eukaryota; Metazoa; Chordata; Actinopteri; Cyprinodontiformes; Poeciliidae. The transcript is spliced from 16 exons. Gene Ontology annotation, biological process: insulin receptor signaling pathway; negative regulation of insulin receptor signaling pathway; negative regulation of Wnt signaling pathway. Gene Ontology annotation, molecular function: insulin receptor binding.
GAGAGAGAGAAAGAGAGAGAGAGAAAGAGAGAGAGAGAAAGAGAGAGAGAGGUUUCACCCCGUUGUGCACGCGCGCGUGCGUGGUAGGGCCGAGACUAUGGAGAGUCAGCUGGUCGAAGAACGGGAGGGAGCGUGGAGUGGGCCGGACGUGUGCAUGUUGACGUGCGCGUGUGUGAGCAAGAAAAAGCGUGAGCGUGUGUGUAUGUGUGUGUGUGCGGUUUGUACGUGCGCAAGGACAGCGCCUCGGGGGACAAGGUGAACACGGCAGCGGACAGAGGUUUUUACUUUGGGGGUGGGGGGGAAGCAGUUUGUGCCGAGAUUCAGACGAGGAAAGUUGGAGCGUUUCAACCGGUCGCUGAUACGUCGUGCGUCCUGGACACGAGCUUGUCCUGCGUGCUGUCCUUUCAUAACCGUAAGCACUUUGCGUAUUUGUUUAGGAACUGAUUUCGGAGCGCAUUUGCUUCAAGUCGGACGCGGCGGUUCCUCUCGGUCGUGUGGGAACGUGCGGCGGAGCGACAGACGAGCUUCUCGCGUCAGAAAUGACUUUACAAGACAGUUUUUGUCACGCUAAAAACACACUCUUCUGGGGCGUCUUUCAAGUCUGACGUUAGUUUUGUUCAUGUCGCCUUUUUGAUUGAAAAAGAGCGUCAGGCGUCCUACAGGUUAACCCUGCGUAAGCACACAAACUUUUGGUUUUGUUGGAAGCAGUUUGCUCUCUUUAAAUCUCUCUCAGUGUCAGUGAGUGGUGCAAUGAUUAUUUCGUUCACAGUGGUGCUUCCUGAACUAAUGCCAGGCAUUUCCCUCAAGCAGCAGCUGCAGCAUGUUUAGAAGCUGCUCCCAUGCAGGACUAGCUAACUGUGUGUCAUUUCUCUCAGCUCCGAGUUCACCUAGGACAAUAUUUUUUUUUUGCAUGCUGCUGGUGCAUAAAGAGGACCACAUGCAGGACCAUCACUCUUGGUGUGAUUUUUUUUUUAUUUGGCAGAGAUGCACCCCAGUCUGGAGUGUGGAGAAACACUCCAGCAAGUGUGGCAUUAUUAAGUUGCUUCAUAGUCCAUGAAAUCUCUCUGUGUUCCUGUAUUGGUAGUAAAGCUGAAUUAUUCCCUUUCUCUGCAGGAGGAGACACAAAUGUCACUAAAUGUCAAGCGCUCGCUGCUUUGGCUCAGCUUUCAGGCUUAUUAGGCUUGCACAUACAAUCAGCAGGGCUUGCCCUUUCCGCCGGCAGUUUGGUUGGUGUGAGCAGCCCGAUCCUGUAGAGGAAGAACCCACGGGACUCAAAACUGGACAUAAGUUGAAAAAAAAAAAUUAAAUAAAAAGGAAGGGUGGCGUGGAGGGGGUGCGUGCAAUUAUCAGGAGUGGAGAGAGUGUCUUUUUCAAUGUGUGUCCAACUGUGCACACACAUUUGGACACGCAUUCUCAGUCAGCGAGAGCGACCUAAAGAUAGCCGAGCCCCUGUGGAAACAGUAAUUAGUGGGGUGAAAGGAGAAGGCGGAGGCGGAGCUGCUGGUGGAAGACUUAUUAUUUGAAUCAUCUGAUAUGUGUUGUAUAAUGUUCUGCACAGAGAGGGGAAGCAUAGGGACAUUAGAUGGAGAGAUGGCUGGACUUUGUAGAUUGCUGAACUUUGUUGAAGUAUACAUGUGGUUCUGGUUUCAGUAACAACAAGAGCUCCGACAUGUGAGCUCAGCUUCUUGCGAACCAGGCGGAUUGUGAGGUUCUGCAGGUAGUUGAGUGGAUUUUCAUGGUGAUUAGGGCUUUCUAGCCGGGAUUCUGAAACUAAUAAGUGGGCAUUAGGCCGGCAUGAGGUUCCCAGGUUGUGAUAAUCCUGAUUGUUAUAUUUAAUCAAAAAUGUAUGCCGUAAUUAGAUUACUUUUGCUUAAAAGAGAAGCGCGAAAAAUACUCGCAGACGUACGCAAAACCACAAAAUGUACACCAGCUAAAUUUAGAAACGCUUUUCACAGUAAGCUGGAUAAGUUGCUAAUGUUUGGCUUUUGCAGGUUGGCAUGGGCAAAACAACCAUAUUAUGGGCUCAACGCGUUUUUUCGCCACUUGGGACGAACCCAACUGACAGGUUGUGUUGGCAACGGUGACAAAAGUUGAACGCAUUUCAGCUUUCUGGUGUCACAUUUACAUAUACAAGCUGCGAAUUUCACGUGCACAAAUUUCGCCUGUCUCCUCAUCACGCAGGUUUCGUAGGAAACGAGGGACGGCACUUCCUGUGCUCCAAGCCCACUGGCCGGUGAGGCUGGCCUUCAGUCGGUAGCCGCAGCUUUAAAAUGCCAGGGAUGCAUUAGUUUCCAGACCACGUCUUCGUAAGCAGUUUGCACUUAUAAGCGCAGAAAAAGUGAAGAAGUCUCCUUUCAGCUAGCUGACCUGCAGUCCACUAAUGACGCUCUGGGAAGAGCAUCUCUGUGGUACUUGGAGCCAUAAAUCCUUCAAAAAAAAAAAAAAACUCCAGGCCCAUUCCAGGACUUUCUCUUGACUCUCAUUAUCAACUUUAAAACGACAAGAUGGAAAAUGUCUGUGGCUUUGAAAAUGAAACAUUUUAAGCUGUGACAGCGGUUAAACAAACAUUUAAUGCUGACAAUGCGAGAGUUCACUCAAAACGCACAUCAGGUCACGUCUUGUCGUGGCUAGCCCCCUCCCCAGAAUAUAAGAAACUGGCUCAUUGCUUUUCCUUAAAAACUCCCCCUCCGCUUCCUCUACAGGCUGCAGGUGGUGAGUUAGUCAUGUGUUGCUAGCUUGGAGAAGGUUUCUUCUUUAGUCAUAAGCCCCUGGGCUUUGUUUGAGGACUGACUGGUGUGUGUGUGUGUGUGUGCGCGAGCGUGUGUGUGUUGAACAGAAUGGCUGUGUUUACACAGGAAUCACUGUGCACAUGCACGUCGACACAUUCACAAGCCGUGCGCGCAUGCAGGCUUUUCUUCUUUUUCCUUUAGGUUAAAGAUGAGUGUUGGGUUUUAGAAACUGGACACCAGUUUUACAAAGUUAUCACAACACCCGCAUGGGCGGCAGUUUCAGAAAGGCCUUUGACAUCUGUCUUUCUGGAGUUUAAACAUUUUUUUCCCCUUUUCCCUCUAAUCAUUAUCCUGUCAGUUCAGGCUCGGUUCGUCUCAUUUAUUCACUGUGCUCCUCCUUGUGCAGGGCGCUUGCUGAGACCAGAGGGUUCCCUGCGAGAGGGAGCACAAGGCAAACAUCAUGGCUUUAGCAGGAUGCCCUGACUACUUUUUACGUCACUCAAACUACCAGGAAAGGAUGGAGCGCACUUCCUCCCGCCGGCCUGAGGAGCUGAUCGUUUCUGGCUUUCAGCGCGCAGCCAGUCAAGCUUCGCCACAUCACCAUGCUGCCUCCACAGAUGACGACGUGGACCUGGAGCAGCUGGUGAAUGACAUGAACUCCUCUGUGGAGAGCGUGCAGUCCACGCAGGCAGAGACGGCGCUCCUCCUAAACAACGGUCACAUGCACACGUCUCACCACCAGCAGGCUGCCCUUCUGGGACACGGCCAGGUCCACCGUCGCCACACCCCGCCCCUGCGGCCCUCGCUUCCCUCCAGGGAAGGACUGAAGCACUCUCAGCCCAUGCACAUCCAGGCUGUCAGGUACCUAAAGGAAGAGCAGAACUUGCGUCCCGCCUCCCUGCCCGCCAUCCCCAACCCUUUCCCAGAGCUGUGCAGCCCAGCAGGAUCCCCCAUUCUCAGCCCGAUUCAAACCUCCGACAGCCAUAUCGUGAAGAUUUGGAGUGAGGAUGGCGCCGGCAAAGUGGUGGAGAUUCCAGCCGACAUGACGGCGAGAGACGUGUGUCAGCUGCUGGUCUACAAGAGCCACUGCGUGGACGACAACGCCUGGACGCUGGUGGAGCACCACCCCGUCCUCGGCCUCGAAAGGUGUGUGGAGGACCACGAACUGGUGGUUCAGGUGCAGGCCUCCAUGAGCAGCGACAGUAAAUUCCUCUUCAGGAAGAACUAUGCCAAAUAUGAAUUCUUCAGGAACCCCCUCAACUUUUUUCCAGAGCACAUGGUGGCUUUGUGUCAUGAGUCUGACGGCUCGAUCCCUCAGUCACAGCUCUUACAGAAUUUUCUGAACUCCAGCAGCUGUCCUGAGAUCCAGGGCUUCCUGUACGUAAAGGAGCCGGGAAGAAAGUCCUGGAAGAAGCUCUACAUGUUCCUGCGACGCUCAGGCCUUUAUUACUCAACUAAAGGAACAUCCAAGGAACCCAGACAUCUGCAGCUGCUCUCAGAUCUGGAGGACAGUAACAUUUACACCAUCAUCACUGGGAGGAAGCUUCACAACGCCCCUGCAGAUUUCCAGUUCUGCAUUAAGCCCAAUAAAGCCAGGAGUGACUGUAAGGAGCUCAAGAUGUUGUGCGCCGAGGACGAACAGAGCAGGACGUGCUGGAUGACUGCCUUCCGACUGCUCAAAUACGGGAUUGUCCUGUACCAGAACUACAAUGUGCCCCUGCAGAGGAAGGCUAACAACUCGUCUUUCUCUGGGCCCGUGCGGAGCGUAUCCGAGAACUCGCUGGUUGCCAUGGACUUCUCGGGAAGAACCGGCCGCGUCAUCGACAAUCCCGUGGAGGCCCAGAGCGCCGCCCUGGAGGAGGGACAAACUUGGAGGAAAAGAACCCACCGUAUGAAUGUCCUGGGCAGCCCCAGCCCCCUGCACCCGUCCUCUAUGAACACAGUCAUCCACAGGACACAGGUGUGGUUCCACGGUCGCAUCAUGAGAGAGGAAGCCCACAAAAUGAUUAUACAACAAGGCCAAGUAGAUGGGUUGUUCCUGUUGCGGGACAGUCAGAGUAAUCCCAAGGCUUUCGUGCUCACCUUGUGCCACCACCAGAAGAUCAAGCACUUCCAGAUCCUACCGGUCGAGGAGGACGGCCAAGUCUUCUUCAGCCUCGACGACGGCGCCACCAAGUUCACAGACCUGAUCCACCUGGUGGAGUUCUACCAGCUCAACAGAGGAGUGCUGCCCUGCAAGCUCAAACACCCCUGCACCGCUGUGGCCUUGUGACACUUCACCCACCCGACACAGCUCUCCCCCCACUUUUUUUGCACAUCAGAAGAUUUCCCCCUAUUGCCUGCUCCCUCACCGACUAGGCAGGGUUGAGGAGAAAGAGAGGAAGAAGAAGCAGAAGGCUGUGGGGCUUUUGGGAGCGGACUCGGCUCCGGCACCUGGUUUGUGGGGUUUUUCUCCGCCUUACCGCCAUUUGGAUUGCGGCGAUAGCUUUGUCCGGCUCCAGCGACGUCCCUUUGUUGUUGUUCUUUUUUGUGUUUCCCCCGGAGGGUCCGGUAGGUUCGUCAAACGCCAAAAAAAGUUGUGAAAACGCAAGACCACUAAAGCGACACGUUUUACAGCAGGAGUGUUUGAGGGUCUUUCGAAAUGAUCUCCCAAACCCCCCCUCCCCCCCUCCAGGCCGGAUAAGCUGUGGCGCCCGCAGGGAGCGCCACCCUCUGACUUCCUCACUGAUUAUCAGGGAUGGACGGGAACCUCGCUGGCUCUGACUGAAAACCGGAUCCAGGAGUUUCUCAACCUGUGCAGUCCAGUCUGGAUAAGCUGACACCCCCGUCCCUCUCUCCUCAUCACGUUAGCGGGUUGGAUGUGAUGUGUCCACAACCCCCUUCUAACUCCACACACUUUGGUGCAACCGCCAAUCCGGUCGCCUCCACGGAAGCUCAAACGGUUGGGACAGACUGAUGGACAGACGGACGGUCGGACAGAGGGAGGGAAGAAGCGGCCAAAGGCGAGACGAGCUGAGCAGCGGCGAUGGCGAGGGUUCGCUUAAAAGAAAAAGAAAAAAAAAAAGGACAGAGGAAUGUUUAAUCAGGAAGGCCGUAACAAGCCUCUCUUGUAGAGUUAAUUACUUGAUGUCAUUUAAUGCUGUUUUUUAUUCAUGUCAAUUCAAUGCAGAACUAGUUUUGCACUCCUGGGCGGACAGGCAGCAGCUCUCUGGCUAAAGCGAAGCCGCCUCCUUUUUCUCCUCCGCUCUGUUUCUGCAAAAGGCGCGCGCAUGCGACUCCGCCUGCUCCGAUUGGACGGCGGCGGCGUGUGAGGCGGAGAACCAGCCCAUAAUGCAGGUCCCAUCAGAGGUUUAGGAGCGUCUUAAAACCUCUGGUGUGGCUCGCGUCGUCAACAUCAACACCACCGCGAUUUAAUGAAUGUGCUCCUGAAACAGCUGCAGCUCCUCGAGACUCUGAGGAAGAAGAGGAGGAGGAAGAAUACUAAUUUUAUAGACUCCUGAAAAGUGUCCAGCCCCCCAAACUUCUACCGUUUCUUUGUUGUUUUUCUUUUCUUUUAAUCAAAAGGGUUAUGUUUGUCGGUGAACCUGUUUCUGAAUGUUUUCCUGAGUCUAAUCCGAGUUCAGUGCUUGCACGUUUGAAUCAUUCUGAUUGUGGUUGGAGCUUUUCCCGCUCGGAUCCUGACCACUGUUCCCUCCUACAAAGCAACAAAAGCACUCUCGUAACUUUUUUUUUUUUGGUUUCGUUUUGUUUUGAACUUUAAAUAUGGAAUUUGAACAAAUGACUUGAAAUGUGAACCUGGUCGUCCCGUCGACUGAGCUUCACUUGCCUUAAGUGAAAACGAUGAGCCAUGCGUAUGAAAUUGAAGAAGCGAUCUUAAAAUGCACAUACAGUGAGACGUUUGUGAUUUGAAGGCGGUGGAAGCGACUAUGUGAACCAGUAUGUCGAGGGAUAGCGCUAGAUUUUGGGAAAUUAUCUUUGUUGCUUUUUUUUUUUUUGCCACUUUUAGCUAAAUAUGGUUUUUUUUUUUUUUGCGUUUGUAAAUUUAUUAAAAAUAAUUUGAGAUUUUAGUUGAACAAAAGCUUGAAUUUUACUCUGAGAUUAUAAACUGAUAUUUAAGUUACACAUUAAUGAAAAAGCAUUCACGUUUUUGUUUUGUUUUUUAAAAAUAUAAAUUAGGAGUUGUUUUUUUGUUUUUUUUCCCCCAGAGCUAAGUUUCUGGGUGCUUGUGCUAUCUUGAUUGUCAAAAUUAUUUUGUCCUGAAUUUUUACCCACAUCCCUCAUGUUUGUUUGUUUUUUUUAUUGACAAAAGAUCACAGCUUCAUAUUUACCGUACAAGCAAUCAUCUUGUCUACAGUCUUGAAGUUUAGGCCACAAAUUUAUAGGGUUGUAGAUUUUAAAAUAAGUUAGGUCAAACUAACAGGACCCACAUGACAAUGGGUUUGUUUACAUGCACUGCAAUAUUUCUAUUAACCCAGAUUAGAUGGUUUCCUGAUGGAAGGCUGACAUGUUGGGUAUUGAUUUCCAAAAUUGCCAAAAAUGUCGUAAAUAAAUAAAUAAUUCGAUAAGUUAUUAUUCCUUCAACCAAAAAAAAACUGUUUCCCAUAGCAUUCAAAUUGUUUUUAAAUACAUAAGGUAUUUAUGUAAAAUUAGUUGAAAUCUGUUUAAAAAUAGUUAUUUAAGUAUUUAUUAAGUUUUCUCAUGGUUUAUUUGUUGCGGGACAAAAAAAACCUUUAAAAUUUUCUGGCUCUUGUCACAUACUGUGUGAUUGGUUUAUUUGCACAAACUUCAAACCAAUCGUCUUCUUGAGAGCAAUGUUGGCCCCACCCACUUAUUUUGAUGGUAAGGCUCCCAUUGAAAACAACUUAGAAAGAGCUGCUGUCCUUUAAAUGAACUGGUGAUAAAAAAAAAAACGUAUUCAAAUUGUAAACAUUAGAGUUCGGUUUGUUAAAUUAUAGAUUUUAUAAAUUAUUUUUUGUGUUUUUCAUGUAUUUGUUAAAGAUGGUAACAUAUUUAAGGAACCAUUUAGAUGAUUUAUUGUUUAUGAAAUUUGGGCACUUUUGGACUUCUUUAAUCACCAGCCUUUUUGCCUUCACUUUACGAGCGAGAAAACGGCUACAUUAAAACCACUUGCCUGGAUUUUUUAUAUAUAUAUAUCUAUGGUUAGAGUAACAAAAAGUUAAAAUUCUGACUGAAGUUAUGUUCUACCAUCUUUAACGUAAAAGUGAGGAGCACACAUGGUGAGCUCACUGAGCAAAAACUAAGUAGGAUCGGCAUGAAAAUGUGGAAUCAGUCUGCCUGCAGUUGGGUAAGAUGGAGGAUCUGUGAUGCUGUGGGCCUGCUCCUUUUCAUCCUGAUCACCUGGACCUUUUCGAUGAAAAAAUAAACCACAGAAAUGAUAGACCAGAAUAAAGAAGAAUAACGCUCUGUCCUGCAGUUAUCUUAUUCUCCAGACGACCUGUUGGAUGAGCUAAAGGAGGAUCUAGAGCAGAUGCAUGAGAAAAAUCCAUCUGUCUGUGAAAGGGCUUAAUAAAAUCUGAGUUAUUACGAUUAUUACUCAUGAACACUGGAAUUGUCCAUAUUAUGGAAGAUUGCUGUGCAUGUAAACUUUAACUAGACCUGUUUUAAAGCAAAAUACAACCCUUGUAAACCUUCCUGGUCUUAAUGCGUGCAGAAAAAAAAUGUCACAUUAUCCAGAUUUAGCAAAGAUCCUAAUAGGAUUUUUUUUUUCUUCAAAACAUUGUUUCAAGUUCCACAAAUUCAAAGACUAAAGCCUCUUUUUUUCUGAUAUUGUUCAUAUGUGUAUUUCUGCAAAAUCACUGUCAAAAACAGUUUAAUCUCCCCCUAUAAUUAUAUAGAAACGCAUGAAAAGUUUUGUUGUUGUUGUUGUUGGUUUAGCAGAAAAGCCAAAUGUGACGGUUUUCGUCAUGUAUUUAUGUGAGGGCAGUCUGGAUGAAGUUCCUGCCUGGUUCAGGUCUUUUUACAAAACAUUUUCUGAGCGAACCGUCCACAGGCUGAACGCAUCGGAGGAUCGCACAGCCACACGUCAGUCAAAACAAUAACACCAGAGGUCACUAGAAAAAACCCAACCCAAUCGAAAUAAAACCGGCAUGAAUUACUCCGAGAAAGACGAGACCAUCGUAAAAUGUAGCAAGCUUCUGUAGCUUCAUAGAAGUUCACUUUAAUUUUUUGUUUUGUUUUGCUUUGUAUUAUGGACACAAUUUAUGGAAGACACUGAAAAAGACACUAUGGGAAGUUGCUAAGAAAGGCGUGGCCAAGAGCAAAACGUGAAGUGAAUCGGUAAAAUCUGUGCUGUUGCUGUAAUUCAUCUCAGAUGUCAGAACAAACGUUUCUAUUGACGGAUUUUAUCUUCCAUAAUUGUGACUUUUUUUUAGGGGGGGGAUUUUGAGGAGAUAACACGUUCAUGCUCCGCCUCCUGAAAGAGAACUAUAGUUAGCGUGCACGAGUUUGUGUGUGUGUGUGUGUGUGUGUGUGUGUGUGUGUGUGUGUGUGUGUGUGUGUGUGUGUGUGAGAGAGAGAGAGAGAGAGAGAGGACACCUUGCCAAAAAUAAAUAGAUGCUGAGUUUUGUCACUGAUCCACAACUCACCAGUCGGCUGAACUCCGGUUGAGUAGCUCUGAGCUCCACUGGUCAGGCCUUCCCACAUCCUGCUCCACCCAUCUAUGUCCAGCCAGUAAGCUAUCAUUUCAUAAACGUGUAGAAAAAUGUUUCCGUUUGGCAUAUUUUAAUGCCAAAACUAUUUACUAUCCUCUUUUUAUAGACAAGUUAGAGGAGCACUGCUUGUCAGAUGGCUGAGAUCAAGAGAAGGUAAAGAUUCAGAGAAGUCGGGAGUUUGUAUGGAAGCACAGCCCUGGCAAAAGUAUUCACACUUUGAAACGUACCGUCACAAAUGUUAGAUUUUUUUUAUAGAUCUGAACUUUAAACUGGGACAUAGUAAAUUUUGUUUCCUGGGCCAAAAUUAUGAGCUCAAAAGUAACGGAGAGCCAAAAAAUACGUAAUUUACACCAAAAAUGUUUUUUUUUUUCAUCUUCUCAUCAAUAAACUAAGCAUGAACUGUUCUAAUUAAACAAAAAAUUAUAAUUUUGUUUUUGGUGAUCCAAAACUGUUUCUGAAUCCAGUUUGCUCAUUAUUUUGGGUUCAAUUGAGGAAAAAAAACUAUUCCGCCUCGUCUCGGUAAUAAAAUCAGUAUUGCUUGUUUUGGAAAAACUUACUGUAUUUGGCCAAGUUUUAAUGCAGCUAUUAAAAGUAGAUUUGGUCAACGUGGUCCUAGUUACCAUGACGAUAGACGGACCUCCCAGGAAAGAUUGGGAAACAUUGUUCCUUUGUAUCGAAUUGAACAUUUUUGUAAGUAGAUUUGGAUUUAAAAGUUGUAGUUUUGUCCUAAUUCAAUCCAGAAUUGUGGUCUGCCAUCGGCCCGCGGGCCUCAUUUUGAACACCGGUUCUGUUGUAGCGCCGGCUGCGUUUUCAUCCAGGCCAAAAAUUCUAAUUUCAGUCUCCACUGACCAAACCGCCUGCAUCCGUCUAUUUCCCGCUGCACCGUGGCAAAAGAAGUCCAAGUUUAAAGGAGUGUGAAUACUAUAGCAAAGCGCCGCUUCCCAGUUUUCCCAGCAUUCCCAGCGCUCAUCUGUGAAUCUUAAUCGACCGUCUGAGAGGAGCAACACAAACCCCACGCCGUCCUCUCCUCCUCCUCGCCGCGCUGCCAUGUUGCCCUCACACAAGUCCAAGUGUUUUGACAUACAAAGUUAAAAGUGACGGAUGUUUUCUAAAGUAUAUGAAGCUAUGGAGACGUAGAUCUAACACUGUACCGAGGUCACAGAUCACUAUGUAUGGGGUGUUAUGGUUUCACUCGUAAUACCGUAAAUUUAAGGCAGAUUUAUCGAUGUGUGUUGUCCUUUUUCUUUGAUUACUUGAUUGUGUGUAUGCUGACAUGUCUGCCGUCUGCACCGCAGUAUAUACAGUAUUAAUUUUUUUAUUUUAUUUUUUUGUGAUCAAACUGGAUCUUAUUUUCUGAACAUUAGUGCAUAUAAGCUGACCGGCUGUCAGAGUGUCCGACUCUAAAGCCACAUCUUGUAAAGUCCCCGUUUCUUUUGUUUCUUUGUUUUUUUUUUUUAAGUUUCAUCCCCCCGACUCCAUCUCAUCUCUCAUAAAUGUUUAUGAUGUUCCACUUAUCGGUCCGUGGCGCGGUUCCAUCGAGAGCACACGCAUUGCCAUUUAUCCCAUGGUGGUCUUAGUUGUAGCUUUUGUACACCUUUCACUACAAGUAGUUCAAAGAUGAGUUGUAGCUCGAGAGGAUUUUUUUAAUAUAUAUAUCCGUAUACUCAUAUUUUAAGGUGCAUAACUAACUUCUUAGAUCCUGUUUCUUCUUGACUAAAUUUCUCAGCAGGUGCCUCUUAUCACACAGUGACAGUCCUUUAACCGCCAGCCGUCCAAACGCUGCGUUCACGCGCCGUCAGCUGGGGGCCGUGAAGCGAACCUUACUGGAGCGUUCAGGUCAGCAUCAGCUCCACGACCCCGUUGUGUGCAAGUAAAUGGGAAAAAAAAAGUAAAUAAAUCACGAGUUGGCUGAGUGUUAUUGUUGGGUUGAAAUCGACAUAAGCUGAAGUCAAAAUAAAACAUUUCAGGGAAUUAAGGAAAAAAUAAAAACUAUAUAUAUAUUUUUUGUUCUUCUUCAAACCCCUCAUGGCUUUGCUUCAUAUUUAUCUCUGCAACUCCUGGAUCUACAUUGUAUCCUGUUCAGGUAUUUUUGUACAAAUAAGGGACUGAUAUAUUCUCUGUUUAUUGGAAAGUAGAAUAAAAGAUAUAAUUGCUAUAAACCAAA